GUUUUGUGCAGAGGAAAAGAAUAUAAUGAAAUUUAUAACACUUCCUACAUUCAAAACCCUAGCUUUUUCACCUUCUCCAUUUCUGGUCUCUACAGUUGAUCGCCGACGGCAGCGGACGGUGACCGGAAAACAUGGUGCAUGUCAGCUUUUACCGGAACUAUGGAAAGACCUUUAAGAAGCCUCGACGCCCGUAUGAGAAGGAGCGAUUAGAUGCAGAGUUGAAGCUUGUUGGAGAAUAUGGACUGAGGUGCAAGAGGGAGCUUUGGAGAGUUCAGUAUGCUUUGAGCCGUAUCAGAAAUGCCGCAAGAAUGCUUCUGACCUUGGAUGAGAAAGAUCCACGCCGUAUUUUUGAAGGUGAAGCACUCUUGAGAAGGAUGAACAGAUAUGGAUUAUUGGAUGAGAGUCAGAACAAGCUUGAUUAUGUCUUAGCCCUCACUGUGGAGAACUUUCUCGAGCGUCGUCUCCAAACCCUCGUCUUCAAGACUGGCAUGGCUAAGUCAAUUCACCAUGCUAGAGUGCUCAUUAGACAAAGGCAUAUCAGAGUUGGUAGGCAGGUGGUGAACGUCCCUUCUUUUAUGGUGAGAGUGGACUCCCAGAAGCACAUCGACUUUUCUCUCACCAGUCCUUUCGGUGGUGGGCGCCCUGGAAGAGUUAAGAGAAAGAACCAAAAGGCUGCUGCAAAGAAAGCAGCUGGUGGUGAUGGAGACGAGGAAGACGAAGAAUGAGCUCUUUGAUUAUUUACGUUUGGAUGUUAUACUUUUGCUUAUGUUGUACUUGUUUUAUGUUUCUGCAAUUUUAUCUGCCUUUCGUAAAUUAGAGAAAUGUUUUUAACUGAGGUCGAGAGAAUUUGAGCUUGGGUUUUGCACUUGUUAAGUACUCGUUAGGCUUCGGUCUUGAGUUAAUUACUGAAUCAGUGGACGUGGUAUUAAGAGAAGUUUUGCCUGGGAUUUUCCUCA
Molecule: messenger RNA, 956 nt
Organism: Capsicum annuum
Lineage: Eukaryota; Viridiplantae; Streptophyta; Magnoliopsida; Solanales; Solanaceae
Product: 40S ribosomal protein S9-2
Exons: 3
Coding region: 132-725 (197 amino acids)
Biological process (GO): translation; positive regulation of translational fidelity
Cellular component (GO): cytosolic small ribosomal subunit
Molecular function (GO): rRNA binding; structural constituent of ribosome
Source: RefSeq, a predicted model, not a curated record